UCAACUUAAUAGAUUACAUGUUUACUAACCUUUUCUGUUUUUCAGCUAGAACAACGAAGAUCAACCAGUUUGUCUUCUAAGAAUCAGAAAACAUUCAGUGAAGAGGAGGUUAACCAGGCUCUUAAAAUGCAAGAGCUCCUAUAUCAAGAGAAACUCAUCAGAAAGGACAAAGAGUGGAAUGAACAGUUCAAAACUAUGGAGAAAAAGAAGCAAAUUUUGGAGAAACAACUUACAUAUUUGAAAGAUGUAUUAGCAGUGAACAGGGCAGUGACAUCAGAGUUAGUGAGGCUGGUGAACAGUUUUCUACACCAAAAGGAAAAUGAGCGUAUUGAAUUAGGAGAAUCAAAUCAAGAUUUGACGAAAGAAAGAGAUCAGGCUCUAGAAGACCUCCAGAGUGUGGAAAGUGCUUUUUCUGACCUUCACAGAAGAUACGAGAAAACAAAAGGCAUCAUGGAAGGCUACAAACAAAAUGAGGAAUGGACGAAACAGCAUCUCGGUGAAAUGCAAAUGAAACUGAAGAACCAGGAACAGAUGUACGAAGAACUCAGAAACCGCACAGAGGAAAAGUUGGAUAGUGCUAAUUUGGUGAUAGAAAAUACCAAGAGGGUCACUGAAGCAGAAAAAACAGCCUUAACAGUACAGCUUAAGAAAGCAGAGAUGAGAAUAAGCAGCCUUGAAAACAAUUUGGAACAUAAGACCUGUGAAAACACCAAGUUGUCAAAUAUCUGUGAUGAGCUUAUUGCCAAGGUUGGGAAGAUAUAAUCACCAGAAGUGACUAGCAAAAACUAUUGUUACUGGAAUUUCUUUCCACAGAUGGGCUUCCAUGAAAAUAAUAAUCUAACAUUCACUUGUAAUGACACUGACAAACUAAUAUAUAUAUAUAUAUAUAUAUAUAUAGAUUUUCAAUUGUUUUGGGUAACUUUAUACCUUGUUAUAUAAAUAUUUUUUCUUAAUGGAUAACUGGUUUAUUGUACAAUCAUUGUUGCCCAAUAAUGACUAAUGCUUUAGGAACUUGUAUAGAAUAUUUUGUUGCCUAUAUGAUUUCCUAAGUGUUAAACAUUUAUUAUUUGAUAGAUGGCUUAAUUAAUCAAUAUUAACUAUACCAAAAUGUGAAACAUUUUAGUUGUAUCUUAAAACGUUUGCCGUAGUGAAACGAUUAUGUAUUUCAAAAUGGUUGGUUUAGUACGGUCUAGAAUUUUGUCUGAACAUCUACAAAAACUCAACAAAAAAGGCAAAAUAUUUAUAUUUUGACUUAUGUGUAAUGAAGAAAGUGUCUUCACUGGCAUACUAGAAAAGAUCUGUUUUAAUGAA
Molecule: messenger RNA, 1311 nt
Organism: Limulus polyphemus (Atlantic horseshoe crab)
Lineage: Eukaryota; Metazoa; Arthropoda; Merostomata; Xiphosura; Limulidae
Product: transforming acidic coiled-coil-containing protein 1-like
Exons: 7
Coding region: 127-762 (211 amino acids)
Biological process (GO): cell population proliferation; mitotic spindle organization
Cellular component (GO): cytoplasm
Source: RefSeq, a predicted model, not a curated record